Anopheles coustani is the source of this 979-nucleotide messenger RNA. RefSeq names its product transcription factor MafK (gene maf-S). Gene Ontology annotation, biological process: regulation of transcription by RNA polymerase II. Gene Ontology annotation, molecular function: RNA polymerase II cis-regulatory region sequence-specific DNA binding; DNA-binding transcription factor activity, RNA polymerase II-specific. Lineage: Eukaryota; Metazoa; Arthropoda; Insecta; Diptera; Culicidae. Gene Ontology annotation, cellular component: nucleus. The coding region runs from base 407 to 847 and encodes 146 amino acids. The transcript is spliced from 4 exons. The record is from RefSeq and is a predicted model, not a curated record.
GUAAACAUCCUUGGAGUGUUCAGUUCACUGUUUAUCGUGAAAAUAAACAACUUAUCGUUGUUGCAUGUGGUACAUAUGAUAAUUACAACAAUAAAAUUUUCAUUUUGCAUGGUUUAAUGUAUCCCAGUGUGUUCCAAAGUAUAUGAUACUUUCUUGCUUCGUGGAAACUAGAAUUUUCUCGACGUAGCGCAUCACACGAUUGUACCCUUGGUAAGAAAAAAGAGCUAGGAGGCCUGAAACUCCUAGGUCGAUGGUUGAGUAGUUGAAAAUUUGUCGUGCAGUGUUUCGUGGAACAGCGAACGUCCAAUAGCGCAGUUUGAGUGGUCAUAGUUUCGGUUUUGGAUGCAAGGCGCGACUUCAUUCUCUCCUUCUGGAUAAACAAUUUGAGUGCGAACAGAUUACUGCUAUGCCACAAGAGAUUAAACGUGAACGAAAAAACACUCAGUCAAUGAUGCGCCCGAAAUCAAUUCACUGGAAUGAAGCCCCGUUGUCUCCGUGCCCGAUACCGGACAUCAGUGACGAUGAGCUGGUCUCGAUUACGGUGCGGGAUCUUAACCGCACGCUGAAAAUGCGUGGUCUUACACGCGAAGAAAUAGUCCGUAUGAAGCAACGCCGCCGCACUCUUAAGAAUCGGGGCUACGCGGCCAGCUGUCGCAUCAAGCGCAUCGAGCAGAAGGAUGAAUUGGAAACGGAAAAGUCGCAGGAAUGGCGCGACAUGGAGCUGAUGCACGAGGAAACUGGCCGGCUGCAGGAAGAGGUCGAUUCACUACGCAACAAGUACGAAGCCCUGCGGAAAUUUGCCAUUUCGAAAAAGAUUCCCCUUCCACCAGAGUUGGACGUGCUAUGAACCGCGUCAACGUUACCAUGGUGGGAUUAAAUGAUGUGAUUUGUGUUUAUCAUUAGUAUUUGUAUGUAUAGAUGAAAAAAUAUUCCUUUAGCUAUAAACGUUCAUAUAACUAAUAAAAUAUGUGAACUUUUA